Monodelphis domestica (gray short-tailed opossum) is the source of this 895-nucleotide messenger RNA. Lineage: Eukaryota; Metazoa; Chordata; Mammalia; Didelphimorphia; Didelphidae. The record is from RefSeq and is a predicted model, not a curated record.
GAACGAGGCUGGGGCUGCCUGGCGGAGCGGCUUCUCCUUUGCAGGCCAGGAUGUAAGAAGCUGGUUCCCAGGACACAUGGCCAAAGGUCUCAAGAAGAUGCAGAGCAGCCUGAAGCUGGUGGACUGUAUCAUUGAGGUGCAUGAUGCUCGGAUUCCAUUAUCUGGUCGUAAUCCCUUGUUCCAGGAAACCCUUGGAAUUAAGCCUCACCUGUUUGUACUUAUCAAAAUGGAUUUGGCAGAUCUUAAAGAGAAACAGAAAAUCGUGGGGUGCCUGAACAAAGAGAGCAUGAAAAAUGUCAUUUUUACCAAAUGUAUAAAGGAUGAAAACAUAAAACAGAUUGUUCCACUGGUUACCGAACUGAUAGAGAGUGGCUACCACUAUCAUCGAGGAGAGAACCUGGAAUAUUGUAUCAUGGUGAUUGGGGUGCUGAAUGUGGGCAAGUCCUCACUCAUCAACUCCCUCAGGAGACAGCACCUCAAAAAAGAAAAAGCCUCUCCAGUAGGUGGCCAUCCUGGGGUCACCAAAGCAGUUAUGUCCAGAAUUCAGGUAUGUGAGCGGCCUUUGAUGUUCCUGCUGGAUACUCCUGGUGUGCUGACUCCAUGGAUCCAGGAUGUAGAGACUGGGCUGAAACUUGCCACGUGUGGAACUAUAUUGGAUCAUUUGGUAGGGGAAGACAUCAUUGCUGAUUAUCUUCUUUUUACACUUAAUAAGCAACAACAGUUCUGGUAUGUGGAGCAUUAUGACCUCGGGGAAGCUUGUGAUGACAUGGGAAGGGUGCUGAAAAAAAUUGCUAUAAAACUCAAGAAGAUAAAUAAAGUAAAAGUGCUCACUGGAACAGGAGAUGUUAAUGUAAUUCAGCCCGACUAUACUUUAGCAGCCUAUGACUUCAUCUGA